CGAUGCAAAUUUGCGGAGCUGGGCCUUACGAUCAACAUCUGAUGCUGGGCGAACACGAAUUAACGGAUCACAGUCAGAGUCUUGCGGCGCUUGGGAUAUUCCCCGGGGCACUUCUCACCUUAAAGAUCGACACACCGAUAGAAAACGAAGCAGACGUCACGUCAGAUGCGAACAAUCCCGAGUCCAUUUUCCCGGAAAAGGGUUUCAAGGGAACGGAAUUGGUGCCGAGCUGAUCUGCGUCACCAAGGAUCAGGGGUUAGGCAAUUUGUGGCGGGACGUUUAAUAACGAUAGUCGCGAUUUAACAUAAAAUAUUUUUCUACACGAGUUAUCUAUAUACAUACUAUAUACAUAUAUACAUAUUAAUCUGUACAAUAACGUAUACAGAAGGCGAGAUAUAUUACGUUGCUGUAGCAUAUAUGCGUGUGUGUGUGCGUGCAUGUGUGUAUAGAGAGACAGGGAUGUAAGUCGAAUGAUUGCAUUUUUUUUUUUUUUUUAAGCAUUAUUACCAUUGUUUCACGCACAGGUAGGGGUGAGUCUGAGAAAGGUGAGAAGUUGCGGAGGAAUGAGUGGCGACGAAGAAACCCAAAGAAAGAAAGAUUCGGCGUCCCUCUUUUUUGUAAUUAUUAUUAUUGGCGAGUCUUUCGGUGGCUAACGCGCCACAUCCGAAGUAGAGGGACGAUAGAACAGAGUGUAACUCAACAGAAAUAAGGAGAGAAAUUUUUUCGCGAAGGGAUGGUUACGUAAAAAUGAAACGAAUCUUUUCUUACAUUUUUCUAGCGUCAAGUAGCGAUUAGAAAUUUAAAACAAAAUCCUGCAUCUCAUUUCCAAGAAAACGGAAGCCCAGUUUCACGACAAACGAAAUCAACAUCUCUUCCUCUGUCGCAGAGUAGCGAUUGAGAAAGAAAACUCACCCUUUUUCGCGCAUCAAGUAAUUUAGUUCCGCCUUUUUGGCGUUGUGCAUUCUCUGUCCUAGAUUUAGAUUCUUUGCUCUUGAAUGUUUGCUUCGUUCGAAACGGAGAACGUUCUAUUAGUUUAUAACAUUCCUUCCUUUCUCUGUUUCCUCUUAACCCUUUAACCGGGGAUGACGAUUUAACUCGUCACUAAAAUGCCUCUCCAGCGCUCAAGGCGAGCCAACUCAACUAGAUUUCUAGAUAUUCCAAUUCCUCGGAAACAGAUCUUCCAAUCUUUCAAUUGCGCGUUACCUCGUCAUUCCCAGUUGCAAGUUAACUCGCCAAAGAGUUGGGUGGUGUUUCACGACGAAAAUCGUUUCAGUAUUAAUAUUACUCGUUAUUUUUCACUGUUGAUUAUCAUUCAAUAAUAAAGUUAAAUUAUUCUUUGGCGAUAUAAAUUAAACGAUAGAAUAUUAAAUAAUGCAAAAUACAAGUGAUGUAAAUAGCACAAAAAUGAUACAGCAACACGGGAUUAAAAUGGGAAAAAUAACACGGGAAAUAAAAUAAGGAUUAGCGAAGUAACUGGUAAACUCAUUUUCACGAGCCAUUCUUUCCCGUUGGAUGACUACUCGAGAGAACAACCCAGUGUGUGAAUUUGUGUCUUCGCUGUGUUGUAACAUGGUGCUGAGCAGAAUUGCAUUUCAAAUAGAGAGAGAGAGAGAGAGAGAGAGAGAGAGAAUGAUUCGAGUUUUGGGUAUCGCUGACGCACGUAUACAUUUAUAAUACAUUUGUACGUUAGAAAUUGGUGCGCACGAAUGCGAGGAUUGCGUAUGAUGGUACCGAUCAAAUGGUACCCGCGAAUAUUUUUGGUGUCAAAUACAAGAAGCGAUACACGAGAAGCUUCUUUCUUUCUUUUCUUUUUUCUUUUUUUUUCUCUGCACUUUGACGAAUUCGCUGUACUGACCGAAACUUCCUUUUUUUUUCCAUUUCUUACCUCCCCCUCGGUUCUCGAUGUAUCGUUGUCAUGCGAAACUGUGUACAUGGCUGUAUCGUUGCAUAGACAAUGGUUAUAGGUGCGUUGGAUGAGGAUCUAGAGAUCGUAGGAGUAAUUUACUGUUCGUCGUAGAAGCUGAGAAUAAAAUGGCACAGUACUACUGAUUAUGUA
Molecule: messenger RNA, 2056 nt
Organism: Frieseomelitta varia
Lineage: Eukaryota; Metazoa; Arthropoda; Insecta; Hymenoptera; Apidae
Product: ubiquitin carboxyl-terminal hydrolase 48-like
Exons: 3
Coding region: 3-233 (76 amino acids)
Source: RefSeq, a predicted model, not a curated record